Limanda limanda (common dab) is the source of this 1278-nucleotide messenger RNA. It is a transcript of the gene kcnk13b, whose product is annotated as potassium channel, subfamily K, member 13b. The record is from RefSeq and is a predicted model, not a curated record. Gene Ontology annotation, biological process: potassium ion transmembrane transport; stabilization of membrane potential. Gene Ontology annotation, cellular component: membrane. The transcript has 3 exons. The coding region runs from base 1 to 1278 and encodes 425 amino acids. Gene Ontology annotation, molecular function: potassium ion leak channel activity. NCBI's taxonomy places the organism in Eukaryota, Metazoa, Chordata, Actinopteri, Pleuronectiformes, Pleuronectidae.
AUGGCAUGUCGGAACGGCUGCUGCGGCUCGGGUCCAAUAAACGAGGAUAACGCGAGGUUCCUGCUUCUGGCGUUGUUCAUCAUCAUCUAUCUCUUCUGUGGCGCCGCGGUGUUCUCCGCGCUGGAGCAGCCGAAGGAGCGAGAGGCGAAGGAGCGCUGGGUGCAGAGGUUCGAGCUUUUCAGCCAGCAGUACAACCUGAGCAAGAAGGACCUCAACAACUUCCUCAGAAACUACGAGGAGGCGAACGUAGCCGGGAUCCGUGUGGACACGAUCAGACCUCGAUGGGACUUCACCGGCGCGUUUUACUUCGUGGGGACUGUUGUGUCAACCAUCGGGUUUGGAAUGACCACUCCUGCUACCAUUGGAGGAAAAGUCUUCCUGAUGUUCUACGGCCUACUUGGCUGUGCCGCCACCAUCCUCUUCUUCAACCUCUUUCUGGAACGUGUCAUCACUGUUAUCGCUGUGGUCCUCAAGUCCUGUCACAAACAACGCCACAGCAAGGCAAUACUUCCGCAAAACGGCCGGCAAGUCUCAGAGGAAAACAGGGCAGGCGGCGCCGCGGGCAGCAGAAGAGGAAGAGGUGAGGAUCUGGCUGGCUGGAAGCCUUCAGUCUACUGCGUCAUGCUCAUUCUGGGAGUGGCAGCCAUCUUGGUGUCCUGCUGCGCUUCCCUCAUGUACUCAGCAGCCGAGGGCUGGGGCUACCUGGACUCGCUAUACUUCUGUUUUGUGGCCUUCAGCACCAUCGGGUUUGGAGACAUGGUGAGCAGCCAGCGGGUCGUCUACGAGGGCCACGCAACAGUGGCGUAUCGGCUGGGCAACUUCUUCUUCAUCCUGACCGGCGUCUGCUGCAUCUACUCUCUCUUUAACGUCAUCUCCAUCGUCAUCAAGCAGGUCCUCAACUGGUUGCUGAGGAGACUGGAAGCCCCCUGCCGCUGCUGCUUCCCUAGGAGGGGUCACCACCCGCACCGACACCCCAGACGGAACGUGGUGGCCCCGGGUCACCUGCGCUCUCGCAGAGACCCCUCCAUCGAGACAGACGCCAUGAACGAGAGCGAGACUGACACUGGGCGCAGGAUGUCCGGGGAGAUGAUCUCCAUGAGGGAUUUCUUAGCAGCCAACAAGGUGAACCUGGCCAUUAUGCAGAAGCAGCUUUCGGAGAUGGCCAUCGGGCACCCGCGCCAGUCCAGCUCCAGUUCACGUCAGAACGGAUUCUCAGGAGGGGUGGGCGCCCUUGGCAUCAUGAACAACCGACUGGCAGAGACCAGCGUGGACAGAUAG